AGCUGGGAAGUCGCUUAAGAGGAGGCAAAAGGACUAGACCUUCUGUCUUUGGCUCAGCUGGUGAUUUUUUAGUGCAAGCAAUUUGAGCAGGAUAUUCAGUGAUAAGCAUAUCUUUAAAUACUGUUUGACCAUGUGAAACUGUUUUGAAAUGAGGUCUUUUAUAUCAAACUUGGAGGAUGAGGGGAAGUAACUCCUCUCUCUGUACCAAUGGAAGUGAAUGAAGUUGUGUUGUCAGAUGUUCAUAUAUCAACACCGUUUAAUACCCUGAGCCAGAAUGAAUCGUCUGCCUGUAUUAUUUAUCCCCAAUUCAGUUACAAGGCUGCUGAAAGUGGAGUUCCAGAUGAAUUACAGAAUUUAGCAGUGUCCAGGUUUGAUGUAUCAGCAGCUGUAUUUGGUGUAGAAGGUUUACCAGCAGGACCUGGGGAAUCUGGAGACGACAAUCAUAGAACUUACUCAGGACGUGCAAUAGCGAAUGCUCCGACAGCUACAGACAAGACAGACCAAGCAUGCAGUAAUGAAGGGAAAGUCUCAUCAGUCGAGAGAGGAGAAAUUGACAGGGAUGAAUCACAAAAUGUGACAACCCCAGAUGUACAUGUAGAUGUAGGAGGGAACACAGCUGUGAAGAAACCGAGGCUUUGUGAAGAUUUAGAUCUUGUCAGCCCUAACCUCAAAAAACAGACCCACUGCCUGACGGCUUCUUUGGAAGAUGAGGAAGGUGACCUCAUCCUGCAGCGACCAUUGCAGUCUGAUACAUCCAACACGUCUGUCAUAACAAUUGUUCACCAUUUAGCCACACAGAGAGGGGAUGUGGGGCAUCAGGUUUGGUUAGGAGCUUUGUUACUAUGCGAGUACAUUCUUGGAAAUGCAGAUCUGUUUACUGGUCAUGUGACACUGGAGCUGGGGGCAGGGGUGGGACUGACUAGCAUUGUCACAGCUCUGUUUGCUAAACAGGUCUUCUGUACAGAUGUCCAUAACAGUAUUCUGAGAUUGGCUGAGCAUAAUGCAGGUAUAAACAGUCAGCUGUUGUUGAGGGCAGAGAGAAUUGCACCUGUCAAAGUGCGGCACUUAGACUGGAUGAGGGACUGGGAGUUCCCUGUCAGAGCUGAUCAAGAUCCAGAGGAUGAAUUUGGCUGGACUAGCACUGACCUUGAGGACAUCCAGGCAGUCAAGGUUCUGACAGCCGCUGAUGUUGUAUAUGACGAGGAUCUCACAGAAGGCUUUUUCCGCACUUUCCAUCACUUCAUGUCACAACCACCUGCUAAAGUACUCUACCUGAGUUUGGAGAAAAGGCUAGUUUUCACCAUCACUGACUGUGAUGUGGUGUGUCCAGCCUAUGAUCACUUCAGGCAGUGUCUGAAGGACCUGCACUUGUGUACAGACAACGGACUGCGAUAUGAAGUAGAACAAGUAGAGAUAAACUUCCCCCAGUGUUUCCAGUAUAAGAGAACACCUCAGCUGGAAAUUUGGAAAAUCUCAUCAACAUUUAGACGUUAGAUCUAUCUAUGCACGUGUGUACCAAAUUCAAGUGGACUAAGGGGAGAUAACUCUGAGUUGACCAAGGGGAGGAAGAAUAGGAGUUCACUAUUUGCGCUGAUAUGGACCGAAUUGUUCUGUCUUAAUGGAGUAGUUAUUAUAUAUGGUCACAUGGAAAAUGUCUUUGGCCGUAAGAAUGUGUGAUGUCACUCUUACUUCUCAUAGUAAGGUUAUCUGACAUUGAUGGAGAUAUAUUGUGCACAGUUAUUUGUCUCUCAUUAUGUGACACCAAUUUUGUAUUCACUUUUACCGGCAAGACAACACAAAAAAAAUCCAGAAAUGAAAUAAAAAGAAAACUGAAAAUCCACCUA
Liolophura sinensis is the source of this 1844-nucleotide messenger RNA. RefSeq names its product methyltransferase-like protein 22. Gene Ontology annotation, biological process: protein methylation. The record is from RefSeq and is a predicted model, not a curated record. The transcript has 10 exons. Bases 208 to 1494 code for a protein of 428 amino acids. Gene Ontology annotation, cellular component: nucleus. Gene Ontology annotation, molecular function: protein methyltransferase activity. Lineage: Eukaryota; Metazoa; Mollusca; Polyplacophora; Chitonida; Chitonidae.